Messenger RNA from Dichomitus squalens LYAD-421 SS1, 3270 nucleotides. RefSeq lists its product as uncharacterized. Gene Ontology annotation, biological process: DNA-templated transcription; regulation of DNA-templated transcription. The record is from RefSeq and is a predicted model, not a curated record. Gene Ontology annotation, molecular function: zinc ion binding; DNA binding; DNA-binding transcription factor activity, RNA polymerase II-specific. NCBI's taxonomy places the organism in Eukaryota, Fungi, Basidiomycota, Agaricomycetes, Polyporales, Polyporaceae. Bases 69 to 2885 code for a protein of 938 amino acids. The transcript is spliced from 14 exons.
CUCCUCACACGCCCUCGACUCUGCGUAUGCUGCCCACUGACUAGAGCAUCCCACAAGCGUCCAGCCCAAUGCCUGCGGAACCACGACGGAACUCGCGCAAGCUCACCUCCGACGACGACAUCGAGCUCAAGAGGGCGAGAGGAGAGAUCUCGUGCGCAGAGUGCAGACGGCUCAAGCUCAAAUGUGACAAGAAGAUCCCGUGCGGCUCCUGCGUGCGCCGCGGCUGCACUUCCAUAUGCCCCAAUGGGAGUCUAUCUGCAGGACAAGGCACAAGGUUCAUCCUUGCGGACACGGAACAGCUCCAUCGGAAGAUAUCCGAGAUGAGCGAACGCAUACGGCAGCUGGAGGACGCACUUGCCAUCUUCCAGGCCGGCAUCUCUCAUGAACGACAUCCGCUCCUCCGGGACGAGCUCUUAACCAUCAAGUUCGGUCCCGAGGUCAGGAGGACGGUCGACGACGAACAUCAAAGGGACAUGUUGUCCGCGUCCAUCGAUGCCCUGGGCACGCUCACCGUUGGCGAACAUGGGGAAUCGAAAUACUUUGGGCGAUCUGCAGGCUCCGAGACUAUGCUGGCACAAGCUGUUAGUGCAGAUGAGGAAGGAAGUCCCGUUCCUUCGAUCGAGCCUGAGCUAGCGAAUCUAGCAAUCGCCUUCCCGGUCUCUAUUAUCGAGGAAGGAACGGAUGCUCUCAUGCUCAAGCUCGAGGCCCACCUCCCGCCUCAGCCUAGGGCAUGGGCGUUGUGUGAGACGUAUCUGGAGCAUCUUACCUGGUGGUGUCGGCCCAUCAAGCGAGAUGAGCUCAUCAACGACAUUCUGAUACCCAUAUACAACUGCAAGAAGGACCCGAGUAAAAAUGUAUAUCACCGAGAUGGCACUACGGACGAGGAAGGCAGAUGCCCCCACCUGCUCUCCGUCCUCUUCUUCGUCUUCGCUUUGGGCUCUCUUGUAGACCUCACGUUGCCACCGUGUAGUGCCGAGGCAGAGCUGUACUAUCGUCUAGGAAGGGCUGCUUUGUCUCUCCGUUCCAUCUUCGACUCGCAGGAAAUCGAAACGGUACAAGCGCUCAUUCAUAUGGCGAUGUACCAUAGUCUGUGUUCCCAACGGUGGUCGCUGGAGAGCGCAUGGCGCAUCAUCUCGCUCUCUGGGAAGAUCGCACAAAGUCUCGGACUGCACCGCGAUAGCGCAGCGUGGAAGUUGAGUGAUAAAGCUGUCCAGAGACGACGGAAUCUAUUCUGGGAACUAUUCAGUCUGGAGAUGAUACAUUGCAUGUCCCUCGGGCGUCCGCCAGCACUGACCUUCAGUCACAUAGAUUGCGAACUACCAACUGACGAGGAUGCCACCGUCGAUGACGGUGACGGCGGAAGCAACUUGCGCGGAUAUUGGUCCUUCAAGCAUUCGUUCACACGCGAUGUCUACACUACCGUAGUCGACGGAGUGCUGGCUGCCAAGCCACCUUCGUACGCCAAGGUUCUCGAAUAUGACCGCCAGAUCAGGCAAACGACACUCCCAAACGUCCGACUUUACCUCCGACCGGACGAGGCCAAUUACAGCAAUCCGUCCGUCGUUUUGCGGUCGUUCUUCCUAUCUCAUUUCCGGAGCAUCACUAUGAUCCAUAUACACCGAACAUUCUUCGCACAGGCGCUAUUGGACAAUCCGACGAACCCGUUGUCAAGCCCCUACGCGCCGUCGUUCCUCGCAGCCAACCGUUGCGCUUCGAUUCUCCUCCGCAGCUUCCUCCACCAUUGGAACCGAAGUCCGGAGAUAUGCAGUCGCUUCUGGGGCAUGUGGACGCACGCGUUCUCGGCUGCUGUUAUCUUGGGAAGCACCGUCACGCGUUCGCCCAACGCGACGAUGGCGCCAAGCGCUCUCACGGAUCUUGACCUUGCAGUCGACUUCUUCGAGCGCGGUGCUCAGCUGAGUCCCCGCGCCCGUCAAGCUCUCCCGAUACUGAAGAACCUCAAGGAGCGCGCCCUGCGUGCGUUCAACGAAUACCGCAACCGCCACAUGACACCGUCCCUGGACAUCCAGCUCCGGAUAGGCCCCGAGGACCAGUUUCAGGACGAGCUCGCCAUCUUCGGCGGCCAGACACGCGUCGUGACAAACAAGUUCCUCUCCCGCCACAAGAACAGGAUCCCCACCAAGCCACGCAUCGGCGUCAAUGGAGGCGCGGACACGCCGGUGUCGCCGAGCCAGGCGACGACCCCUGCCCCCACGUCGGUCGCGAGCCCCCAGUCGGCGUCGACACCGAGCGAAGAUGGUGGGCCGCUCCCGCCGCAGGUGGAGGACCAGAUGGAGGACGUGCAUCCGUCGCUGAUGGAGUAUCUGUCGUUAUUCCCAUCUGCGGCGUCGAUUUCGGUGGUCAAUGGGCAGCAGCAGCAGCCGAUGGACACCACGCCGUCGGUGUUCUCUCCCGCAGCCUUGGGAUCGUCGCCCUUCACGAACAUGCGGACGCCCUCAUCCGCUGCUGGCGUACCGGGCCUCCGACACCAGCCACAGCCUCAGCCACAGUCCCAGCCUCAAGCGGGGCCGUCGACCCCGACAGGCCGAGGUACCGAACCCGUCGGGGACCCGCUCGCGUUCUUCAACGUGCUGCCCGAUAGCGGUGCAGUCGCGGCUGGGCUCGCGGACCCGUCGCUGGUCUUCGCCGCGAUGGGGAUGGGGCAGCCGGACAUGGGUCCCCUGGGGACGAACAUCUUCGGUAGCUCGUUUGGGGGAGGGGACUUUGGCGACCAGUGGACGUCGCUCAUGCGCGAGACAGGCUUUUUCGACGCCCAAGGGAACUUCAAGACGGAUGGCUUGAUGUCCCCGAUGUCCCCGACCACUCCCGGGACGGGACAGCAGGGCCAUGCGCGACGGGACUCGGGGGACAUCUACCCGACAUAUUAGAGGCGCGCUGUUGCUGUGCCUGUCUGCUUUCGGCUCUGAGUCUUCUCCACUGCAUCUUCUCGCGCUGUGUUCGUUUCUAUCUGCACUGUGCUUGUUGUGUUUGAUUCACGUGCUACGUCUCUCUCGAUCUGUAUUCGCACUGUACAAUGCCCCACAGACGUCUGGCUACUAUACUAUACGCACGCGUGACACGUUCUAGGUAUACAUUGUCUCCUCUCAUAUCCCAGAUUGCUUCACCCCCGUUUUGUCAUCGUGUGUCUCGAAGGCCCCUCAAAACUUCGCCUCUCGUAUCAGAUUGCUAUGGUCAGUGUUUUAUGUGUCGCAUCGUAGCUGUGUUGAACUGUAAAGUGUAUGUGCAAAGAUGCCAAAAUUCCCACCAGAUUCC